This is a messenger RNA of Onychostoma macrolepis, 1206 nucleotides long. Its product is annotated as zinc finger BED domain-containing protein 4-like. The record is from RefSeq and is a predicted model, not a curated record. Bases 1 to 1206 code for a protein of 401 amino acids. The transcript is spliced from 3 exons. Lineage: Eukaryota; Metazoa; Chordata; Actinopteri; Cypriniformes; Cyprinidae.
AUGAGGCCAUUUUCUGUGGUGGAAAAUCUGGGAUUUCGGCGACCCCUCCACACACUGGAACCGAGGUACACCAUCCCAUCACGCGCGCAUUUUACUCGCACGGUGGUCCCAACCCUCUACAAAGAAGCCAAGGUCAAGGUUGUACAGACUCUGAAAGAGGCAGAAAGCAUUGCCAUUACUACUGAUGGUUGGACUUCUAGGUGUACGCAGGGCUAUAUCACAAUUACAGCCCACAUAAUCAACAGUGACUGGCAAAUGGUAAAUUUUGUACUGCAGACUCGCCCACUUUUUGAUUCCCAUACAGGGGCAAACAUAGCUGAAGUUUUACAAGUAGCUGUCACUGACUGGGAGAUUAAAAAAACAAACCAUGGCAUCGCAAUUGUGACUGACAAUGCGCGUAAUAUGGAAGUGGCUGUGCGCGAGGCAGGAUUGGAGCCGCACAUCAAGUGCUUUGCACACACGAUAAACCUUGCUACCCAGGCUGGCCUCGGUGUUGCACGUGUCACUCGGUUGCUUGGGCGGGUGAGACGAGUAACAGCUUUUUUUCACCGGAGUUCAACGGCUGCCGCGUUAUUCAUGUCCAAGCAGAAGCUGUUACAACUGCCACCACACAAAUUAAUCAUGGACGUUACCACGCAAUGGAAUAGCACUUUAGAUAUGCUGGUUCGUUACCUGGAGCAGCAAGCUGCCAUAUCAGCAACUCUCACCAGCCCUGAGAUGAGACAAAACGCCCGUAACAUUGAUACACUGGACAGCAGCGAUAUCUUGAAUGCCGAAGACCUUGUGAAGCUGCUGAAUCCUUUGAAGACAGCCACCACAGUCUUAUGUGAGGAGAAAAGCCCCACAGUGUCUCUCAUUGUGCCACUGAAGAGCAUGAUUGAACAGAACAUGGCACCAAAUGACGGCGAUUCCCCCACCGUGGCCGACACAAAGAGAGCAAUCCUCAGUAAUAUUUCAGGGAGAUACAGUGGAGAUGCAUACAACCUUCUGUUAGAGAGCACUGCGCUGGACCCAAGAUUCCAGACUCUACCGCAGCUAGACCAUAACCAACGCGAGUCUGUCUUCCUGAGGGUGCAGAAAAAGGCAGAACAAUUGCAGCAAAAUCAGACCACAGGUGAGAAGAGUACAGCGAGGAGAGAAGAGGCAGCAGCUCAUUGUUCCACACAUGGGGAGAGGGAGCAGAAGUUAGAACAACUUGUUCAGUAA